This is a messenger RNA of Trypanosoma conorhini, 615 nucleotides long. RefSeq lists its product as uncharacterized. The transcript has a single exon. The record is from RefSeq and is a predicted model, not a curated record. The coding region runs from base 1 to 615 and encodes 204 amino acids. Lineage: Eukaryota; Euglenozoa; Kinetoplastea; Trypanosomatida; Trypanosomatidae.
AUGGAGCAACAGAGCGUCGACGCCCUCAGCGCCUACGUGGCACGGGUGGACCGCCACCUGAACGGCGUCGAGUCCCACCUGCGCCACCUGCGCCACCGCGUCAGCGCAUGCGCCCCGCUUUCUCACAGCACACUCCCGCCCGCCCUCCCGCCGGCGCGCAGCAGCGCGUCAGAGCAGCGGUUCUGGCCCUCCGCCUGGCGGAAGACGAGCGGCAGCGCGCCGGCGAGGGAAGGGGCGCGUGCGUCAGGGAACCGCCGCAAAAAGGGGACCCCCACAUCCGCCUCGUCGUCGUCGCCAGCAUCACUGUCCCCCCUACCAGUGGGGGGCACGCGGACCGCGGCAGCCGCCGCACACAAACGGUUUCCAAAGCCGUUGCAGCGGCGUCAGCCACCGCGGCUCUCGAGCGGCGUCAGCGCAUUGCUAAGCUCCAGCUCAUCCACGCUGCUGUCGUCGUCGUCGUCGUCGUCCUCGUCGUCGUCCGUCGUCGUCCUCCGCCUCAUCAAGCUUGCAGUCGCGGCAACGGCGGCAGGCGAUGGCAACAUCGAGCGUCUCUUCUACGUUAACGUCCGCCACGCUUAUCUCCUUCUCUUCGCUAGAGGGAAGCCCGGCGGGUGA